AUGAUGGCGUGCAUGACUGUGCAGCCCCUGGCAACUGCCCGGCCCUGUUUCGCGAGGGCACUGGGGGCAGGCCCCCUGGUGGGCCCACGCCCCUCCGGCACAGCUCAGGGCUGGAGGAUCGCGGCUGAGAAGACCGAGUCUGCGCCCAAGAAGAAGGUGGUGGAUCGGCCCAUCUGGUUCCCGGGCAACGACCCGGAGAUUCCCGACUACCUCGAUGGCACCCUGGCCGGAGACUACGGCUUCGACCCCCUAGGCCUUGGCUCCGAGCCGGAGCAGCUGCGCUGGAAUGUCCAGUCUGAGGUCUUUCACGCCCGCACCGCCAUGACGGCAGUGGCCGGCAUCCUGGCCGUGUCAAUCCUGCACGGCGCCAACCCCGCGGUGCCGCAGUGGUACGACGCGGGCAAGGUCUACCUGGAGCAGAACCCCAACGUGUCCCUGGGAGCGCUGAUCUGGACCACCAUCGCACUGAGUGGGUUUGUGGAGUUCAAGCGCCUGGCGGACUGGAGGAAGCCUGGGAGCCAGGCCGACCAGUGGUUCCUGGGGAUCCAGAAGGAGUUCAAGGGAAAGGAGAAUGGCUACCCGGGCGGUGCCUUCUUCGACCCCUUGGGGUACUCUCGCGGCAGCGAGGCCAAGUACCAGGAGUACAAGUGGAAGGAGAUCAAGAAUGGCCGGCUUGCCCUGGUGGCGCUGGUGGGCUUUGCGCUCCAGUACCUGGCAACCGGAAAGGGACCCCUCGACAACCUGGCCGACCACCUGGCCGACCCGGUGGAUGCCUGGCAAGCCGGCGACGUCCAGCUGGACUCCGAUGAGCUCAAGGACACCAUCCUCUUCCAGGCCACGCGCCAGCGCGCAGCUGCCCUGCAGAUCAGCUUGAGACAGGGGAGUGGGCGCCACCACGUCCGCCGACCGACGCAGGUGGCGCUCCCUCCCCUGCCUCCUCCACCCCCGGAGGUGACUGAGGAGGAGACCGUGCUCCAGGAGGAGGAGGGGGCAGCGGCCGCAUCGGUAGCAGGCAUGGCGGCGGAGGGCCAGGCGAGGCCGGCUGCCACCCCCCCGGUGCAGCUGGCGCCCCACCCCAGCCCAGCGUGCACGAUGCCGGCGUCCUCCCAGGGCCGGCCCUCCCGCUCGCAGACGAGGGUGGAGGGCGUGCCCGAGUGGUUCACGGCCGCCAGGGGGGAGGGGCCUCGCCGCAGCGCCCCGCUCCGUCAGCCCCGGGCCACGCCGCGCCCCGCCUUCACGCCCGUGGAAGGGGUGCCGGAGCGUGACAGCGUGGCGGGCCCAGGCGCCGGCUGGCCCCGGGGCUGGCUCCACAUGGCCGGCGGCGGUGCGGAUGCCGGCGACGGCGACCCCGCCACCGCAUCGACCGGCCGGGCUCGGUCUGCAGAGGGCCGCCGCGGGUCCCUGGACAGGACCCUGGACCUGCGCACCCCCGAGCCCGGCGAUCCCACGCCGCCUCAGCCCCAGCCCGGGCCGGUACCGCAGUCGGACGACGACGACGACGACAACUGCGACUUUGGCGGCCAGGAGUAUGGUGACGGGUGGGACGACCAUGAUGACGGCGGCGGCGACCCGGUGCAGGACCCCACGCCAUUCGCAGAGGUGGCACACACGGGCACAGACGCCGGCGUGGCAGGCCCCACGCCGAGGCCCGCGCUCAACCCGGCACCCGCGCCGAAGCCGCGGCGACAGGCGCAGCGCCACUCGCCGGGGCACAGGUUGCGCAAUGAGCUCGGCAAGCGGAAGAGCCUGUCCAGCGCCCCCGGCAUCGGUCGCUAUGAGAUCGCGCCCGGCAUCCGGCGCUCCAGCCGCGCCCCGGAGCGGCCGCUCAUGUGGUGGCUGGGGGAGAACAAGGAGUACUCCCGCAGCGCACACAAGACCAUGCCCACCAUCCGCGCCAUCAUCCACCACGACCCCAACACGCCCUGGCAGACAGUGACAGACCCCUUCCCGGGGGCAAGGAAGCGACGCGACGCGCUCGCCGCGGCGAAGCUGGAGGCGCGGCUGGACGCCGCGGGCGACGCCGUCCCGCCGGCUGCAGAAGGCGAGGCCGAGGCCGCUGCCAGUCCCCUUGCCUGA
Molecule: messenger RNA, 2076 nt
Organism: Auxenochlorella protothecoides
Lineage: Eukaryota; Viridiplantae; Chlorophyta; Trebouxiophyceae; Chlorellales; Chlorellaceae
Product: Chlorophyll a-b binding protein 7, chloroplastic
Exons: 10
Coding region: 1-2076 (691 amino acids)
Biological process (GO): photosynthesis, light harvesting in photosystem I; response to light stimulus
Cellular component (GO): membrane
Source: RefSeq, a predicted model, not a curated record